Molecule: messenger RNA, 4431 nt
Organism: Ostrea edulis (European flat oyster)
Lineage: Eukaryota; Metazoa; Mollusca; Bivalvia; Ostreida; Ostreidae
Exons: 5
Coding region: 115-1353 (412 amino acids)
Source: RefSeq, a predicted model, not a curated record
UGGUGCUACACACGUGUGUAGCACCAAUCAGCGGGGAACCAGUUUAGUCGAAAAUUCGGCCUAAUCCAAUCUUGGGUAGAUAGACCAUCUAAUCAUUGACUUUCUUCGGAAAAAAUGGAGAGAGAAACGACGCCUGUCGAUAAUUCUCCCGACAGUUUAACUCCACCAGUUAAAAGAAAUCAACCGGACGGAGAAGUGGAGCAUUCAUCGGAAAAUGGAAAAAAGCGUAGGCUUAAACGUGUUCAUUUCUCCAAUAUAAGUUCUUCGCCCCAUACUCGAGUCGAGAGUGUUGUUACUAGCGGUUCUCUGAGUCCAUUAUGUAUGGAGAAUGUUCCUAAAUACACAUUAAAAUGGACAAAAGAAGUUCUACCAUGUCUGAGAAUUAAAGUUGAUGAAAACAAAUCUACUAGGUCCAUGUAUGAUGUGUUCAUUGGUGGCUGUUUACAUCUCGUAUCUAAAAACAAGAUAUUGGGCAUUAUGAGCUCCUUUGCAAAUCGAGACAGAGAGAACAAAAUUAUGAUUGAUAGUUUCCAGCAUGUGUUUCAAAAAGUGUUUACGUUGGAUAGCGAUUCUAUUUUAAGUAUUAAAAUGAACGAUCUUGUUGAACUGGAGGAGGGUUUAAAGAAUCCAUUAUGGAUGAAAAGUUAUGCAGAGCAAUAUGUGUACAGCGAGAAAAAAUUCUGCAAAAGAAUUUUAAAGGACAUCUCAAGAAAGCUUCAAAAAGUUAUCUGGCAGUUAAUGCACAUGGUGAGGAAGUGCCAAAAUCAGGAUAAAGAGAUUUCAGAGGGGAUGUUCCAAGAGCUGUUUGUUUUGUUUGCUGAAGUGUUCAAUUUACAUAUUAUGGCUGGUUCUAAUGUGGAAAGGUAUACACUUGACACUGGAAAUGACAACAAAUAUGUUGCUAUACCAGAUGGAGUGUUAUGUCAUCCAACAACUGAGGAGGAAAGAGUUUGUGCUGUAAUAGAAGUGAAAAAAUUCUACCAAGAUGAAAAAGAUACAACAACCAGAGCAUUGCAAAGCAGGGAGAGAACAGACAAGCCACAUCAAAUUGGGUCGGAAUUACUAGGUCAACAUGUCGGACAGACCUUAUGUGGUCUUCCUCAUUCCUUAUUUGGAAAUAAAGGAAUUUUUGGGAUUCUAGUCCAAGGAACAAAAGUGACCAUCUCUACACUUGAAGCAGACGAUAGCUACUAUCGGUGCUUGAGCAGUGGAUAUAAUUUGAAAACAGGAGCCACAGUAACAUUUAGUGAACAGUACAAUAUUCUACAAAAAGAGGGGAGAAUUGAUUGCAUUCAAACCUUUCUGGACAUGAAGAAACUACUUGAACUCAUCUGUGAGAAAGAAUUUCCUUAAUCAGUUGUUAUCAGGUUGGUUCAUGUAUAAGAUGAUUUUGGUGUACCCCAUCAAUUUCACAACAUAUGUGAUUCUCAUAUGAUUCUUAUGAAAAAGGGAAUCAAGUUUGCUCUCAUAUGAUUUUCAAAAGAUAUCGUGUUUGUCUUUUAAUGGUAUUUCAACCAAGAUUCAAAACAAAAGGGUCAAUUAUGAUUAUCAUAUGAUAUGACCACAUGAUGCCUUUUAUCUGUUUUGUUAAGGAAGCUGUUCAUAUGAGUCUCUUUGUUUAAUCAAUUUGGGUUAAAUUUUUACUUGAUUAGUUGAAAUGGUACAUGUAUUUAGCUUGCUGAGUGUUACUUAAACAAUAAAAUGCUUUUUUUUGUUGUGUUAAAAGGGUAACAACGGCUGCAAUAAGUGCAGAAAUUUUGCACAGAUUACAACUGUUAUCUCCCUUUUAGCAUAACAAAGAAAGACAUUUUAUUGUUUAUUUUCAUAUCCUUCAUAAAUUAUUUACAUAACAUGGACGAAAAUACAUAAUAUCAUAUGAUUGAUCAAUGUGUCACAAAGAUAGAAGAGCUGUUAACUUUUUGACCUUUGACACCAUUUCUACAUUUGGAAGUUAAAACUUCUGUAUUUGGAAAUUUCCUGUAAUGUCAAUAUUCACAUGGUCUUGUAUAUCAUUUGUAACCGGAUCAAACCAGUUUUAAAGGUGUGAGACAUUCCUACAUGUAGUUAUUGCUGCAAAUACUCUUUUAAAAGAAAUAGCACUUUGCAUAUUCAAUAGUCGUUAUUAUGAUUUUAUUUGAAAUAAUAACCUAUCAGUAAGUCGAGUGAUUUGUGACGUGUUUCAUACCAAUUCUUAGGCUGUCAUUUACACACUGAUUUUGAUUACGGAUUACUCAAUUUUCCUAUUAAGAUUGAGGGCUCAUGACAGUCAACAAGAAAUGCUUACAUACUCCGAGACAUUUUACCCCUUCUGGUAACUCCAGGGCCCCGUUUUGUCAUGUUCUGAAUUUUUUAAAAAAGAUUCUUUACAGGACUUAUGAAAUUGAAAUCUUUUCGUUGAUUUACCCUUUUAUAGCAUAACCCUGAUUGAGUUUCAAUGUGAAAUUCAGUUAAUGUUAAUGAUUAUCAAGGUACUCCUAGCAUUAUUGUGGAAUUAAUUGCAUGUUGAUCAGCUUGAAAAAGUGAAGAUAACAAAGUUGAACAGUGAUCAAUCUCACAAAUCCCAUAAAGAUUUUGACAAACACGAACUGCUGGACACAUCAGAGGUGGAAUCAGGUGCCUAUGGAGAGUAAGCAUCCCUUGUUGACUGGUCACACCCACCAUGAUCCCUAUACAGUGUAUCUUGUUUAUGCAUUUUUCUCACUCUACCAAAUUUUAAGGAGACCAAUAUCACUAUUAACUUGUAUACCUUUCAAAGUUGGAGAGUAGUUCGAAAAGUUAAGAUGAGUAAAUCCUUAUGCAGGAUUAAAUUCGGAUUCAUACACAGACAGGAACAUUUCUUGAGCAUGUGUGCAGUUAGGUUUUCCAUCACCAUGCUUGAAGAAAGAUGAAUGCUUUUAAAGAUAGAUUUUGAAAUAACUAAUUGCUUUCAGAAAAGAGAAAGACAUAAGAAUGCCUGAUUAAGUAAAAAGAAAAUUACCAUUCCUGUAUUAAAGAUAUCUCAUAAUGUGUACCGAAAUCCUUUUGAAUUGAAGAUUGAUAAAAAUAUAUGUCAUUUUCUCACAUAAUCACCAGUGUGAAAUCGACUUUACCCAUGUGAGAUUUUUUUUGUCUUACACAGCUACAACCUCAGUGAUUAUGGCAUCAUGUAUUUUCUAUGAUUUACGUUACAUGGACUGUUUGUUAUCUUCACCUUUCAUGAAAUCAUAAAAUAUUUUGCAUUGCAUUCUUUGAAAUUUGAUUUGAUAUAGGUUUUUGAUUGAAGGCAUCAGUUUUUUUUAAUUUACAGAUAAAGUGUAAACCAUUGUCGACUGUUCUUUCUGUUGGUCGAAUUAAAAUGUGAGAGAAAAAAUAGUCCUUCAUUAUUUACUCGUUAGGGAUAGGAAAAUUCCACCUUGGGGGUAAGAUUUGCUGUCUAGGACUUUGCACAGCCUCGUCCUAGCCUGCGAAUGUUGUUUCCGAGGUGGAAUUUCCCAAUUUCAUACCUGUGCGAACGAAAGACUCCAUCAUAAAUCUCAUCCAGUGCUAUAGCAUGGGGUGAUGAUGAUGGAUGUUGCAGUCUGGAAGUGUCAUCUGUUGGAAUGAAUUCGUCCAUGAAAUCCAUUAUUAUACCCCCCCGCAACAAGUUGGGGGGGGGGGGGGGGUAUACUGGAAUCGGGUUGUCCGUCCGUCUGUAGACGCAAUGGUUUCCGGGCUCUAAAGCAUUAUCCUUUCCACCUACCGUCACCAUAUCAUAUAUAUGGACUACCCAUGGAAUGAAGAUGUUCCCUAUCGAUUUUGGGGUCAAAAGGUCAAGCGCACUGGACAUCGAUGGUUUCCGGGCUCUAAAGCGUUAUCCUUUCCACUUACAGUCACCAUAUCAUACAUAUGGACUACCCAUGGAGAUGUUCCUUAUCGAUUUUGGGGUCAAAAGGUCAAAGGUCACGCGCACUGGAUAUCGAAGUAGCAAUAUGGUUCGGUUUGUCAUGCCAUUUGUUUUUUACACUCAGAAAAGAAGUAGUUUAUACCUAUUACCAACACCCUUUGGGAGAUUGGGGUAAGCGGGGAGUAUUCUUAGUGAGCAUUGUGAGCAUGAAGUGUUUGGUGCAAAGUAUUUUAUAUGGUGAUAACAUGAUUUGGAUGUCGAUUACUUUUUUUAAUACUCUGCUGCACAGUUUAUAUGAAUAACCUGCCACAAGUUAUCAUGUAACCUAAUACAAUUAGGUCCAUUUUUUGAAUAGGUCUGUCAUGAUAGCCAACACGUCGUUAAAUGAAGUCAACAAUGUAUUUCCCCCUAUAUGUUUGAUUAGGUUCAAGCAGUCAGACUAAUAGACACUCUAUUGUUGACGUUUUAGGUAUGGUGAUGUAUACUACUCAAAAUUUGAUAAGGAUCACUAUGUUAUAUGUGUGUAAUUUACCACUAACAUAACAACAGACAUAAAUUUGACUCAGAAA